AUGGAUUUGGAAAUCAAGCCACCUUAUGUGUCUACGGCCCAUCUGGGACGGUCUCCGGAAACUUUGGUUCCAAUGGCCCGACAAAGUCGCGCUAGCAUGCCUGAAUUUCAUGGAUCCUUAGAGUCUCAAUGGACCGCGACAAGAUGCCAUCGGUUGCUUCGACCGUUGAUAUCUCGCAUAGCAGCUUUACAAAGGGAACUAGCCUGGCCUUCUAGUGAAGCGAUAGGAUGCCAGGACCAUGACUUGACCGGUGCCGGUAGCACUCUCUUCCGAGCAGCAGAACCGCGGAGGGAUCUCCCAAGGGCCAAACCCAAAUUCACGUACUCGUCCAAGGCUUCAAAACAACACCCGAUACAGUCCAGAACAGUCAAGAAGACCCCAGCAGCUUACUCAUCAUCAAAAGCCGCCACCAGCGAGGCCUUUGCUUGCUCGGAAACAGCGAUGCCUACACCGGUAGCGCGUAAGAUACGGAGUCACCAGUUAUCUUCACCAGUAGCAGUGGCCCCAGGGCCGGAGCCCGGCGUUAAAAGGGGCAGGCUACGAGCAACCCAGACUGCCUCCAAGGGAAGAACUUCUAUUUCUACGCGAUCAAGUACAAAUGCUGAGCUGGCAAAGUUACGACCUAAGGUGUCGGAAACUACCUUCAACAUAUUGGACUCAAUAAAUCGAUCGUUCGAGGCUAUAUUAUGGGCCACAGCAGAGCCUGCUGACUAUUCUGCGUCGAAAAAGUCCCUGUUCAGCAUGUGUUUACGGAAGUUGCCCGCUUACAUCUCUGGGCGACAGCAAUGGGAAAGGGAGGAUGCCGAGGGCCGGGGCGAGAAAGCGACAUUCAACCCGUCCGAGGUCUCGUUUGGGAUUUACAGCGAACUGGAGGACCUCAGCGCCUGUGAAGGCUACAAGCAUCUCAGAACUGUAGCAAGAGCUCACGCAGUGCAAAUAAUGGUGGAUGCAGUCCGCGAGGGCUUGCUGGACGUGGAUUUUGUUGGCAUCAUCGUCUCUGUAUGCAUGCACUGCAAGGCUGAUGCAGAGGCUGAUUUAAUCAUGGCAUCUGUCACGGAUAUCAAGUACCCCAAGCCAUCCGCACAGAUUACCAACUUUGGACAGGACCGAGCUAUGCGACCGAUGAGGCUCAUGGUUGAAUAUGGCGAUGCUGCCAAGAGAGAGCCGGCAGCCCUUGAAGCUAUCUCUAGACUUCUACAAAACGAAAGGCUCCCACACGACUGGAUCCUGUCAGAUUGCUGGAAGCCCGUCUGGUCGAUGGCAGUUCGUGUGUUAUGUCGCAAGACGGCAUGUGAAAGGACCAUAACUUUGGCAGCUACUACGCUAAGCAUUCUUUGCCAGAACAUCAGCCGCAAGCCCCUAACAACAGGUUCCUCUACGGCAAAAAAGAUGGCAGUUGAGCUCGCAGAUUCGUCACAAAAAGCUCUAGUUGCCGCACUAUCACCACUGGCAACAAUAUUGGUCAUUGGCAAGGAAGCAGUUUCUUUAGAGUUCAACUCUACCACACAACAUAGGAUAUCAGCUGUACGAGAGCGGAUCAGGGUCAUUUUACAUUGCUGCAUUGCUGGCUUGAGGACUAAACGGGGCCUCAAGGAAAGGAGUUGCAUUUUCUUUUUACUAUUAGCUUUAUACCUCUGCGAGGAUGGCGACUCAACUGAGGAAGAACAGCCUGAAGCUGAAGGAGCUGGCUUUCAGCUCCGACAACUGUGGCAAGAGCUUAGAACAAGCCAAGAAACGUCAAAGCAUUAUAAUAUGGCCGUAGCACUCGUUGGCUCUAUUGCCCAGUGCUGCGGCAGGGGCUCAACGAAUCCAGCAUCAAAAUACCUGAGCCAGCUUUGCAUGCGAGUGAAAGAACUUCAACUUGAGGGCAGGAUAUUCCAGUCAAUGGAAACAGAUGUCGCCUUCUAUCUGGCAGCAAGGACGAACGACCUGCGCGACCUUGCGUUCGCAGAGACGCUGGACUUAUCGCGUACUUCGGAGGCGACCAAUAAGGCUCAUCAAGGGAAGGAAAUGACGGAACAACCCAAAUCAGCGUUACUCAGCAAUAUGUUCACCGGCUAUCGCUGGGAAGAAGGUAUAAGUGAAUGGGUUAUUGCCAGUCCGCCACCGGUAUCACCGAGGUCGGCGUCGCCGUUAUCGACACGCCAGGUUCGCAGUAGUGGCACAGCGACGCAUGAACCUGACAGUAAACAGAGGAACCGACAACCACUAUUAGACAGGAUCGAGCGAGUCGUGGCCAAGCAGAAGGUUUCGCGACCCGUCACCUCUGCCGCUCCAGUCAUCCCUGCCCAAGCAUGUUUGGCAGAUGGAUCACCAAGGAAGGCCAUGCCAGAGACAGUUAAGGCGGAAACACCGAAGCAUGGCUCUAUGGCUAGAAAACUACGUUCCAUGUCAGCUGCAGGUCGCAAAAUGGCUACUGAUCUUGAGCAAGGGUACAGACUCAGGGCGACAACCUCUGCUCAGGGUCUGCCUGUAUCACCAUUAAGAAGCAGAAGUCGGGGUAUCAAUAACCCGCAGCCAGGCCUCGUGGCGGAUUACGAGAACCCAGCAAAGCGACGGAGGACAACAACAGGGCUACCUUUGCGGGAAAGUGUCGAUCGACUGAACACGCGGCAGCAGUUACCGCGUGAAGCGAGCGAGUUCAGCUAUAUUUCUGCGGAGCGAAAACGCCGCAGGUGGACAUGUGGCCCGAUGGAGCCGAGUAGCGAUGACGAGCUAUGUCUGUAA
Molecule: messenger RNA, 2727 nt
Organism: Pyricularia grisea
Lineage: Eukaryota; Fungi; Ascomycota; Sordariomycetes; Magnaporthales; Pyriculariaceae
Exons: 1
Coding region: 1-2727 (908 amino acids)
Source: RefSeq, a predicted model, not a curated record